UUUCUGCAUUACUAGUCCAGACCUGAGUAAGAGAGAUAGAAGAAGAGAAUCCCCAUAAAAGCAAACCAACAAAAUCAAAAACCACUAAAAUCCAUUUCUCUAUUUCUCUUCUUUUCUUUCACUUUCUAUCUCUCCGAAAUUUUCUUUCUCACAUUUUCUUCUCUAAACUUUUAAUUUUUCAACAAAUCACCUUUCCAUUUCCAUUUCUAAUCCUUUUGCCGCUCUUCGCCUUCUACUUCUCCUCUUCUCUUUCUCUUCUCUGAACUCUGUCAAAGUUCUUCAAAGAAAAAGAGAUUGUCUCUGUAAAUGUGUGGGCUUAUUACUAUUAUUUUAAAUCUGUUUUCUCAGAACAAUUCAGUGAUCGAUUUUGUUGCUCACAUUCUACUUGUUUACGGGAAUUUGAUCUUGUUGAGCUGUUUGUUCUGAUGCGAUUCACUGAUUUUAGUGUCACCGUCUUGAUUUUAGAGGGAGAUACUGCAGGAGUUUGUUAUAAUGGAGCAAUAUGAAGUGCUGGAACAGAUUGGAAAAGGGGCUUUUGGUUCUGCACUUCUUGUGAGGCAUAAGCAUGAAAAGAAGAAGUACGUUUUGAAGAAGAUUCGUCUUGCCCGACAGACAGACAGAUGCCGGAGGUCUGCACACCAGGAGAUGGAUCUUAUUUCCAAAGUACGGAACCCAUUUAUUGUGGAGUACAAAGACUCCUGGGUAGAGAAGCAGGGUUGCUACGUGUGUAUCAUCAUUGGUUAUUGUGAGGGUGGAGACAUGGGUGAAGCUAUAAAAAGAGCUAAUGGUGUUCACUUUUCUGAAGAGAAACUUUGUAAGUGGCUUGUGCAACUCCUAAUGGCUCUGGAUUACUUGCACAGAAAUCAUGUUCUUCAUCGUGAUGUCAAGUGCUCGAAUAUAUUCUUGACGAAGGAUCAGGACAUACGUCUAGGUGAUUUUGGAUUGGCCAAAAUGUUGACUUCUGAUGACCUAGCCUCUUCCGUCGUGGGAACUCCCAGCUAUAUGUGCCCUGAGCUUCUUGCUGAUAUUCCUUACGGUUCAAAGUCAGAUAUUUGGUCUUUAGGAUGCUGCAUAUAUGAAAUGGCUGCUCAUAAGACUGCUUUUAAAGCUUUUGAUAUGCAAGCUCUCAUCAACAAAAUAAACAAGUCUAUUGUGGCACCUCUUCCAACCAUGUAUUCUGGUGCACUCCGGGGACUCAUUAAAAGCAUGUUGCGGAAAAAUCCAGAGCUUAGGCCUAGUGCUGCAGAUCUGCUGGCACACCCACUGCUUCAGCCCUGCGUUCUAAAGAUACAUCUGAAACUUGAGAAUCCUAGAUAUAAUUCAUUGCCUGCAACCUGGUCUGAAUCUAAUCAAACAAGGAGAACUAGAUUCCAAGAGCCAGAAGAUUCUACUUGCACAGAUAGAGACAAACGGAGAUCAUUGACUAACAAUAGAAUUCUAAAUCCAAGUAUAUAUGGAGCUGAUCAUGACUCUCAGUGUUCAACACAGAUAAUGCAGGAGUUUUGUGGUUAUGUAAACCAAAGGUUAGAGGGACUGUCAGUGAAUAGCAGCCAUGAAGUGAUAGGUGUGGAUAAGGUCAUAACUGGGAAGACUUCCAAUUCUGUUAGGACACCAAGAAUGACUCCAUCAAAAGCUUCUGCAACACCUAGGAGACGAACAGAGCCAUCAAAAAAAGCCCCAAACCAUGAAUAUCUCCCAGUAUCCGGCACUCCAGCAAAUAAAUCUGCUCGGCCAUCUCGUAGAGCUUCUCUGCCGUUGUCUACACCUAUGAGACCUAAUGUCAGUCUCCUCCACCGCAUGAACUCACCGGAUGUCUCUGUAAAUGCCCCAAGGAUCGAUAGGAUGGCAGAAUUCCCAUUGGCUUCAUCAGAGGACCCUCUUUUCACAACCCGUAGAGCUUCGUCAUCUAUACAGGGCUCUUCUACCUCCCCGCAUUGUGCAGAUCAGUCAAUCACGAAAGACAAAUGUACAGUUCAGGUUCAUGACAGAGCCGUUAGCAGAGCAAGUUUUUCUGAUGUCUGGCAAGGGAUUAGGCCGAGCUCCUUUCCCUUGGAUUGGGAAGACGUUAGUGAAUGCUCCGACAGGAAUCCAACUGUUGGGACUUCACAUCGUGGUUCUUUUGAAUUCAGGCAACGAAGGUUCGACACCUCAUCUUACCAACAAAGGGCCGAGGCUCUAGAAGGGUUGCUUGAGUUCAGUGCACGAUUGCUACAUCAGGAGAGGUUUGAGGAACUUGGUGUACUAUUGAAGCCAUUUGGGCCUGGGAAGGUAUCUCCUAGGGAAACAGCUAUUUGGUUGACCAAGAGCUUCAAGGAGACUACAGCCAAGAAUAGCCAGUGAUAAACCGGACACUCGCGCCUUGUAUUUUGACUCUGUUGUUGACAAUUUAGAUUUAGGCCUAACCGUGGAUGUCGCUUGCAACAACCUAGGAUUAGCUUCUGGUGUCGCUUCGAGUUUUUGCGUUCCACCCCCUAUAUCGUUGUUGUGUUUCCUAUUUUGAUUACUUUACAUGGCACUGGCCGUUGGAAUAUAUACUGAAAUUCUUAUAUUCCCAAAUCUGGUUUUGUUUGGGGUGUACAACAAGGCCAUGCCGGUGGUAGGUUGGUCAGGAUAUAGCUUCUUAAAAUUGGUAGGUUAGUCGUGCUAGAUUUUAUAA
Molecule: messenger RNA, 2656 nt
Organism: Papaver somniferum (opium poppy)
Lineage: Eukaryota; Viridiplantae; Streptophyta; Magnoliopsida; Ranunculales; Papaveraceae
Product: serine/threonine-protein kinase Nek2-like
Exons: 16
Coding region: 493-2340 (615 amino acids)
Biological process (GO): protein phosphorylation
Molecular function (GO): protein kinase activity; ATP binding
Source: RefSeq, a predicted model, not a curated record